Molecule: messenger RNA, 926 nt
Organism: Archocentrus centrarchus (flier cichlid)
Lineage: Eukaryota; Metazoa; Chordata; Actinopteri; Cichliformes; Cichlidae
Gene: ppp1r27b
Product: protein phosphatase 1, regulatory subunit 27b
Exons: 3
Coding region: 68-568 (166 amino acids)
Molecular function (GO): phosphatase binding
Source: RefSeq, a predicted model, not a curated record
GAGCCACGCUGAGAACCGACCGACUAAUCUUUUCUAGUUGCUGGAUUUGAAAGCUUCUGCAGACACCAUGAUGAAGUACUAUCAGUGCCCUGCAUCCCAGACUUUGGGAAUCAAGCCUUGCACUCAGAACAUCCCAGUCACCUGCAAAGCUGCCGCUUCUCUGAAACCAAUCCGAAGCGUCCACUUCCCCAAUGACAUCCUUUUCCAGGACUACGUACGACAGGGUGAGCUGGAGAGGAUCGGACGCUUCAUCCGAACCCAGAGAGUGCAGCUCAACACCAUUUACCACUCCGGUAUGGCUGCGAUCCACGAGGCCGUCCUGUCUGGGAACCUGGAGUGCGUGAAGCUGCUGGUCCACUAUGGAGCAGAUAUCUACCAGAGAGACGAGGAGGGAUGGACCCCGCUGCACAUGGCCUGCAGCGACGGCUUCCCACACAUUGCACGCUAUCUUCUCUCCCUGGGUGCCGACCCUGAGCUGGAGAACGACUGCGGGGAGACGCCGGCCAAUCUCAUCGACGAGGACAACAAGGAGCUGCUGGAGCUCUUUGGGCUGGCCGCCAAUGACUGAGACUCCCUGAAACGGCUUUUAAACCCUGAAAAUCCUCUGCUCAGCAGGAAUGAGCAGGGAAGGCCACGUCGCUCCAGGAUCCUGAUUUUGUGAGCUGCCUCAGCUUUGGAGAUCCAGGACUGUGGAGGUCUGGUGGAAGGAGGGCUGACAGAGCUGGUUUGGCUGCCCUCUGAGAGGAGUCAAUAUUUGCUGGAAGGACUCCAGCAGCACAGACUUGUUGUUUCCUGUCAGGGCUUCAGAUCUUUAAUAUAAUGCAGUGAACUGAGUGAAGCUUCGGAUUUUGUUUGGUAGGAAUAUUAUGACGGUUUCUGAAUGUUGCUGCUCACACAAACGGUAGCUCUGAAAGCUUUGUAUAAAA